Molecule: messenger RNA, 2553 nt
Organism: Bufo gargarizans (Asiatic toad)
Lineage: Eukaryota; Metazoa; Chordata; Amphibia; Anura; Bufonidae
Product: RING finger protein 112-like
Exons: 14
Coding region: 1-1953 (650 amino acids)
Biological process (GO): protein homooligomerization; endoplasmic reticulum organization
Molecular function (GO): GTPase activity; GTP binding
Source: RefSeq, a predicted model, not a curated record
AUGCAUGGAACUUCUCUCUUUUCUUGCUCGGCGGUCACACAGGAAGCUGAUGCCGCAGGGUUUAGUGCAGUUUGUGGAGGAAGAGAAAGUGUAACGGAUGGAUCGACACCGUCCGGACCGCCCGGCUCUGCUGCCAUUCCAAAUGAAGGCUCUGCUAAUUUCUUCAAACUAAAAGAGGAUAUCACCUGCUCCAUCUGCCUCCAGGAGCUCAGUGACCCGGUUUCUAUCACCUGUGGUCACACCUUUUGCAAAUCCUGCAUCUCUUCCUACUGGGCCACCCCACAACCCCAGCGUCAUCGAUGUCCAGAGUGCAGAAAAGUCUGUCCUAGAGACCAGCUGAUUCCGGCCUACCGCCUCCAGCACCUGGUGUCCAAGGUUCAGCUGGUUGUCAAAGAAGAGCAGUCCAAAAUGACUCCUGCACGUCCCAUCCAGUUGGUCUACACUGACACAACAUGCAAGAUGUGGCUGGAUGAAUCCGCUGUGGACAGAUGCUUUUUGGACAGUGAGAUCUCUGAUUGCCCCCUGUGCCUCAUCUGUGUGAUCGGAGAGAAGAGAGGAGGAAAAUCCAGCUUGCUGAAUUAUAUUCUGAGAGCUCUUCACAGACUGGAGAAGGGUCAGCCGGUCAGCUUGGGGGAAGAAGAUGAGGCCCUCAAAGGGUUUGACUGGAGAUCUGGGACAGACAAUGUCACCAAGGGGAUAUGGGUGUGGAGUAGCCCAUUCAUCCUGAAGAGGAACGGAGAGAAGAUGGCCGUGUUUGUUCUGGACACAGAGGGGUCACUGGACAUUGAGAGCAAUCAAGAGACCUGUAUCAAGCUGUCUGCCCUGUCCAUGCUGCUCAGCUCCUACCUGAUCUUCAACGUAACCAAAAGCUUGAAAAAAACGGAGCUGGAUUACCUCGAGAUGUAUCUCCACGUUUCGGAGCUGACUGGGGAAUCUUUUUCUCUACAAUAUCUACAGCACUUGGAUAUUCUGGUUCGUGACUGGCAGGGCAAGAACUGUGGACGAGAAGCUGCUAAGUCCUACAUAGAUCAUGAGACUAAGAAAUUACAGAAGAGUCAGAAAAACCACCGUGUGCUGGAGACUCUGCGCAGUCCGUCCGUCAGCGGCUUCCUCCUGCCUCACCCGGGGAAAACUUUCCUGAGAUCAAGUCAGGGGCGGCUUCCAGACAUGGAUGACGACUUCAGGGGUCACCUGACAACGUACGUCUCAGACCUCGUGGAAGGACUCUGGUUACACCGUAAAACUGACGUCCGCAGCGAGAGGAUCACGUGUGGCCAUUUGGGAGGAAUGCUGAAGGAUUUUGUCCGCACUUUGCAGAGAGAACACUUCAGCUGUGCAUCCCCAGUGGAGAUGUAUUAUUCAUUUGAAAACCACAAAAAUAUAAAGAACACGGUAAAGAAAUUCAAGGAUUUUGUGGAAAUAGAGGCUCCAAUCAAUUCUUCAACAUUUAAGAUCUUGGGGGUCAGGACCUCUAAGAUGAGUGAGAAGGUCAAUGCGGAGGCGUCUCGUCUUCUGGAUGAGUAUGAGCAGAGUCUGAAAGGCACCGACAUAGCAGCGAGGACAGACUUCAAGGAGGAGAUGAAGGUGGUUCUGGACCAAGAAGUGAAAAAAUUCUGUGAUGCAUACUCCAAGCGCUUCACAAAGUGUGCUGUGGGGAUCGGGUGUGCCGUGGGUGGUGGGGUCCUCGGUGUGGCUGGAGGCAUUGUGGGAGCAGCUGUGGCGGGAACAGUCUUGGCUGCGGAAGCUGCGGCUGUACUGAGCAGCACAACUGCCGCCAUGGUCACGGGUGCAGUUGGAGGGUCGGUCGCACUAGGAACUGUCGUCGGAGCCGGUGUAGGGAAGGUAAUAGGACAUAGCGAGAAGAACAAAAGUCAGAAAACUGAGGAUACAGGCAAUGAUGAUACAGCAACAUCAAAAGACACCGAAGAGCUGGUGCCAAAGCCAACAUUGUAGCCGAUGACACCAGGCAGAAGAGACAUGGCCCACUGAGACUCUGGGUCAACACUGUAGACAAAUAUUGUAAUCUUCUACAGAUUUUAUGGACACUUGUGGCCCCUUCAUUUGUCUUACAAGGGCCCCAAUCCUUUCUGAUUCCCCGAGAUACAAUGCUCUGGUGGUGGUUUUUACAUCUAGGGAGUGCACUACAGAUUUUUAUAUGUGGAUUUAUAUAAGACGACCACGAGGAGUAAUAGAACACUGGCCGCUGAUGGGGACUCCCAUCCAAAAAGUUAUAUAAGUGACAGUUCCGGGGGCAGCGGAGCGCGCAUCACAUGACCACACGGCUUCCAUUGAGGUUCAUGCAGAAUAACUGCACACAUGUUGUCACUCCUUAACCAUUGAUAGAAAGGGGGGGAUGUCUUGUGACCUCAUUCUCAGGGUCUGUGGGGUGCCCAGAGGUUGGACUCCCAUAUUCUAUUCCAUUCCAUUACAAAUAGGGUUGAGCGAACCCGAACUGUAAAGUUCGGGUUCGUUCCGAACUUUACGAUUUUUGGACCCCGAACCCGAACCUGAACAUUUCAGUAAACGUUCAAGUUCGGGUUCAGUGUUCGGCGA